This is a messenger RNA of Penicillium odoratum, 1620 nucleotides long. RefSeq names its product GMC family oxidoreductase. Bases 1 to 1620 code for a protein of 539 amino acids. Lineage: Eukaryota; Fungi; Ascomycota; Eurotiomycetes; Eurotiales; Aspergillaceae. The record is from RefSeq and is a predicted model, not a curated record. The transcript has a single exon. Gene Ontology annotation, molecular function: oxidoreductase activity, acting on CH-OH group of donors; flavin adenine dinucleotide binding.
AUGCAGGCCGACCAGUUUACCCACAUUAUCGUUGGCGCCGGUUCGGCGGGCUGCGUUGUGGCCCGUCGGGUGGCCGAGAGCCGGGCCUUUAACGUCCUGCUGAUCGAAGCCGGGCCUGACAUUGAUACGUCUCCCGCCAAUGUUUCCUCCAUACCUUAUGGUGUACAUGAUGCCCGCCGGGUCCCUAUGGUGGGUCAAUCCGCGAUUUUUGACCCCAAGAUCGACUGGAAUCUUGAAGUCGACGUGCCUGGCGGAGGGCGGAUGAUUGUCCCGCAGGCAAAGGUUAUGGGCGGAGGGAGCAGUAUCAAUGGAGGCACUUUUUUGCGACAUACAGAAGCCGAUGCAAGGGAAUGGGUUGCGUUAGGAAAUGAUGGCUGGGAUUUCGAGAGUUCAGUCUCUGUAUACGAAAGACUCGAAGGCGACCCUCUUCGAGGCACAGGCGGACCGCAUCCCAUUGCCCGAGCGAGUAUGGACGAAGCAGGCAAGAUUCAGGCUGCCUUCGUCGACGGCGCUGCAUCUCGCGGUUUCCAAUUUACCCCGGAUCUGAAGGUAACGGGAGCGGAGGGUGUCGGUCCCGCACCCGUCUGUCGUCGCGGCUCCACCCGGGUCAGUGCAGCGGACACUUUCAUCGGCCCGGCCCGAAGCUUCCCCAAUCUUACUAUCUUGACCGAUUCGCUAGUGGAUCGAGUGCUCUUCCAGGACCAGGACUGCAAGGCCGAGACAGUUGUGCUUGCUGACGGCCGCAAGAUACGCGCAACCCACGAAAUCAUCCUUUGUGCGGGCGCAGUAUUUUCGCCAGCUAUCUUGCAACGCUCGGGUGUCGGUCCAACGGAGCUACUUCGACGACAUGGAAUUGCGCCUUUGGUCGAGCUGCCAGUGGGAUUUAAUCUUAGCGACCAUCCAUGUAUCCCACUGGUCGCGCGGCCACGACCUGGUGCUUACACGGACACGGAUUAUUCCUUGCAGAUGCAAGCGCGAUGGUCGUCGUCGCUGAAUCCCGGUGCGGUUGACUUGCAGAUGGUUUGUUUCUCGUAUCUCUUCACCCAGUCGACGGACCCGUCCACACCACGAGGAGGCCAGCCACACAGGAGCUUGGGGGGCACAGAGACAGGUCAUGUUGUGGGAAUAGGAUGUAACAUCAAUAAGCCCACUUCACUCGGCACGGUGGAGAUCCGCUCCAAAGACUCGAACCAGAUGCCGCUAGUACGUCCUAAUUACCUGAGUACCCCGCGCGAUCGAGCUCUGGCGCGAGAAGUUGUGCGCACUGCAUACGCCGUGCUCACGUCGCCCGCCAUGCAAACCGUACUCACAGCUCCGUUGGGCAUCACUUCGCAAGUUGUAGCCGACGACGUGAUGUUGGAUGGUUAUAUACAAGCUCAAUAUUCGACGACUUACCAUUUCUGCGGUUCGUGCCGAAUGGCUGAUCGCGAGAAAGGCGGCGUUGUGGAUCAGAGCGGGCGGGUGUAUGGCGUGAAAGGGCUGAGGGUGGCAGAUGCGAGUGUGCUACCGACUGUGCCGGCGGCAAAUACGAUGGCGAGUUGCAUGCUGGUAGGGGAGGUGGUGGGAAAGAGCCUCUGUGAUGGUCGAAGUGUUCAGAAGGCAGUCAGAUCUCAGAUAUAG